AAGCCCCACCGCUCUCUCUGAGUGUUCUAAAUUCUCUCUAAGCUAAACGCUUCAGCAGUUUCAGCCCCAGAACCCCAUUAUAUACCAUCACAGAUUUUUCUUCUGUCUUUCAAUUCAAGGCAGAAAGAAGGGUUUAGAGUGGUCUUGGAUUCUGGGUUUUGGGUAUUGUGGGAUUAAUGAUCGGGGGUUUUUGGUGGGAGAGAUUAUUAGCUGAAGGAGUGAUUGAGGAGACAAAAAAUAAUGCGAAAGUCUUUUAAGGAUUCGCUUAAGGCGCUUGAAGCUGAUAUUCAGUUUGCCAAUACUCUGGCGUCUGAUUAUCCAAGAGAAUAUGAUGGGGCUUGCCUCCAAAUGAGAUUAUCAUACAGCCCCGCCGCUCAAUUCUUUCUGUUUCUUAUUCAGUGGACUGAUUGUCACCUUGCCGGUGCCUUAGGAUUGCUUAGAAUUCUUAUAUACAGGGCAUAUGAGGAUGGGAAGACCACCAUGUCAAUUCAUGAAAGAAAAGCUAGUUUAAAAGAGUUCUACAGUGUAAUAUUUCCCUCAUUAUUGCAACUUCAAAGGGGAAUGACUGAUGUAGAAGAGCGGAAACAGAAAGAAAUCUGUUCCAAGUACAAGAGAAGAGAUGAGACGGACAAAGGAAAGCUCUCCGAAAUUGAGUUGGAGCGAGAAGAAGAAUGUGGUAUUUGUAUGGAGAUGAACGGCAAGGUCGUAUUGCCCAAUUGCAGUCACUCUUUGUGUAUAAAGUGCUAUCGGAACUGGCGGACACGCUCUCAGUCCUGCCCCUUCUGCCGAGACAGCCUCAAAAGAGUUGACUCAUGUGAACUUUGGAUCUACACUGGCAACAAUGAGAUUGUUGACAUGUCUGCAAUCUCUAGGGAGAAUUUGAAAAGACUAUUUAUCUACAUUGAUAAGCUGCCUCCUCUUGUUCCAAAGCAUGGGGUUGUUUCUUAUGACCUUUAUCGAUAAAGAUUUUUUAUCGAUAAGGAUUUUUUCUGUAAAUGUUGUAUAGUCUUGUUAGAAGUAAGUCCUAUUUAAACAGGCUGGAAACUUUUAGCUGUAGUUGACACCAGGUUGAUUGUAUGUAAUUCUCAUUCAAUUCUUUUGCAUCCUUCAAGCUUAUAUUUGAAAAUUGUAAAUACAAUUGCUUCGACACAUUCUCAUUUGUAUAUCUACGAACUACCUAUAUUUGUGGUAGUUUACAGAUUCUUAUUUC
This is a messenger RNA of Rosa rugosa (rugosa rose), 1210 nucleotides long. RefSeq names its product E3 ubiquitin-protein ligase AIRP2. Gene Ontology annotation, cellular component: cytosol. The record is from RefSeq and is a predicted model, not a curated record. NCBI's taxonomy places the organism in Eukaryota, Viridiplantae, Streptophyta, Magnoliopsida, Rosales, Rosaceae. Gene Ontology annotation, biological process: protein ubiquitination. Bases 241 to 963 code for a protein of 240 amino acids. Gene Ontology annotation, molecular function: ubiquitin protein ligase activity. The transcript is spliced from 5 exons.